AUGGCUGUUGCCGGUUUGCAUAAUGUCUCCCCUUUCGGUCCUUCCUUGUUCGGGGAGUCUCACGUGUCGGAACGCAGCACCCGGGCUUCUUCUCUCUUGCAGAUGUGGCGAGAGCUCGAGGGAGACCAUGAGGUGACCCGUUCUCCUAGGUCAACAAGACUGAGAAAUGACUCAGAAUUGGGCUUAAGUACCUCUGUUUCUGAAAAUGUCCUUGGAAGUGAUAACCAAGGCACUGCAAAUUCCGGAAUUGAGCAAGAUGAUGAUAACAGCAUUAUAUCCGAACAGUCAACCGAGCUCGGAGAAAACGAGCGCGAGCGGGUAAGACAUAUUUUUCAAGGGUGGAUGAAUAGUGGGGCCGCGGGCCAUUCCCAGCCGAAUAGCCGAUCGGGUUCAGAGUGGCUUGGCGAGAAUGAGUGCGAAAGGGUGAGAAUUAUCCGUGACUUGGUGCAUACGAAUGUUCAGCAGAGAAGCAGUGGGGAAGGUUGUGAAUCCAGUUCUCAUAGUGAGCAGGUUCGUGAUGGAUUAGCAAUCGUUAAUCCAGAGAUUUGUGGAAGAAGGACCGUUCGGAAAAUAUGCGGUAGACAGACUCUUAUCGAUCUUCUCGUGAGGGCUCAGUAUGAGCGAAGGAAAGAACUUCAGGGUUUGUUCGACCAGAAGCCCGUGUCGGGGUUUGUCCACCGCAAUCGCAUCCAGGCUUUACUCAGAGGAAGGUUCUUAAGGACUGAAAGAUCGACCCUGGACAGCAGGCCAUCUUCGGUGGCUGCAACGGAACUAGGUUUGUUAAGGCAAAAACAUACCGUUUCUGGCCUACGAGAAGGAUUUCUCUCCAAAUUGGAUGAUUCUGCUCCUGCUUCUGCUUCUGCUUCUGCUUCUGCGAACAAUGCCGAAUUUGAUACCUUAUCCAGCAACGGAAACAUUAGUGAAUUAGAGACUAGAGACAGGGGAAUUGCAAUAACAGAGAUUCAGACAAUGCCAGACUCCGAAUCUGUUGCAAAUGAAAGCAGAAGUCAGCUAGGAUUCUUAGCACACUCGGAAUUAUAUACUCCAGUGACCCAAAACGAGAUGAAUAUUCGAGAAUUGUAUUUUGAAACUGACAGACAUCAACAAGAAGUAUUACACGAUGUUGGAGGCGUUCAUAUUGCAGAUGAACCCGUUUUGAACAUUGAGUCGGCUGAAUUGGCCGAGCAAGAGAUAAAUACUACUAAUGCUAAUGAAAUGCCCCUUUCAAAUGAGAAUAUAAAUUAUGAGGGUUCUCAUGAGAUAGCUGAUGAACAAUAUGAAAUGAGAAGUGCGAGUUUUGGUCAAGAAACGGUUCUUGAUCUUACAGCUGGAUUUGACGGAAAUAAUAUCGAACAGUUAGACUCGCAAAAUGCACUUUCCAGUCAGUGGUUUGAUAAUACCUCUGUUAACGGAGCAGACAGGCAAGAUCAGAUGCAAGAAUCUCAUGAAGAAGACGUUUUGCAAGAGGCUAUCGAUAGUUGGCUAGACAUGCCUUCUGGAGAUGUUGGUGCAUUCGGAAGGAUUCAUACCUUUUAUUUUUCUGAUGAUGAUAAUGCUCAGAGCAUGGAAAUCAGAGAGCUUUUUAGCCGGAGACAUGUCUCUAGUCUGUUACGAAGUGGUUUCCGUGAGAGUCUGAACCAAGUGCUGCGGUCUCAUGUGGAAAGGCAAGCUAAUGCUCUAGGCGACUGGGAGUCGGAUAAUGGGUCUUUUUAUCCUAACCUAGCUGAGCAAGAAGUGAGACGACAAAAUGAUGACAUGGCUCUGUCUCAAUCUGAAGGUGCUGAUGUGGAUUUAUUUACCCAAACUUCUGCCCUUUCUCCUGAACCUGAGACUCCUUGGGACUUUGAGUUACAGAGUGAAAAUUAUCUGCAUCAGGAGUGGGAGGUCGUGAAUGAGUUGAGGGUUGAUAUAACUAGACUUCAGCAGAGGCUGAACAAUAUGCAGAGUAUGCUCGAACAAUGCAUGGACUUGCAGAUAGAGUUGCAACGUUCUGUGCGGCAAGAGGUCUCGGCAGCUUUGAACCAUGAAUUAUCAAAAGAAAAUAUGAUUCAUGAUGAAUGUCAAUUGGAUUUUGUGAGGAGAGGAAUUUGCUGCCUUUGUCAUGACAGCAAAAUCGAUUCCUUGUUGUACAGAUGCGGGCACAUGUGUACCUGUUCGAAAUGUGCAGAGAGAUUGGUCGAGGGACCCAGAAAAUGUCCAAUGUGCCGGGCCCCAGUUCUCGAGGCUGUCCGAGCUUAUAUUAUCCAGUAA
Messenger RNA from Striga hermonthica, 2250 nucleotides. The record is from the annotation of a GenBank genome assembly. Lineage: Eukaryota; Viridiplantae; Streptophyta; Magnoliopsida; Lamiales; Orobanchaceae.